GUUAAAACAGCGAAUGUAUUUCGCACUCUACUUGGUUGUAAUUUCGGUUACGUGCAUUUAUGCGAAGUGUAACCUUAAUGCCGAACCAGGCCAGUGUAUGGGCCCCUUAGAAAGAAGUCAGAUGCUCAUAUCUUCAAUGCCUGGUGUGAAUUUUGGUUGUUCUAUUAAACAGGUAGCAUAUUAUAAAGAUUCUGAUCAGAAUACUAUCUUGUGCGGGGACUGUGUGCCCGGAAUAGGCGGUUGGGAGGAUCCAGAAAGACAUUGUAAACUGGAUGAAUAUUGCGAUGACGCCGGUCGUUGCCAACCGCUAAAGUCUAGUCCUUUCUACAAGAAGUCAUGUCCUUACGAGACAAAUUCCAGUCCUAGUUACUGUGGUCCAGGUCUUAGGUGCUACCGCCACAUUUGUAUUCCGUGUAUAAAUGGAAUGAUUGACUAUAGUGAUGGAAAAAUUUGCAUAUCCAAUAUGUGGACUUAUUCUAGAUGGACUGCUAUGAUUUAUCAACCAGACGACAUCUUCCUGCUAGCAAUUUUUUUGCUACUAAUCGGCGGAUAUUUGAUGAUUUUGAUGAAUCUUUUGUGGAAAACGCGGUUAAGAGAACUAUUUAAAAAAUAUUUUGAUAAAACCCAUGAUAAAAACUACGACAAAGAAGAUGAAUACACUGAAUAAACUUAUAGUUUUGAGCCACGAUUUGCUUACCGUAUACGUUUUGCUUCGAUUUAGAAAAUUUUGCAUAAUACGUAUUUUGAUAAUGCAUUUAAAAAAAACAAACACUGCCUGGUUUAAA
Schistocerca gregaria is the source of this 785-nucleotide messenger RNA. RefSeq lists its product as uncharacterized. Lineage: Eukaryota; Metazoa; Arthropoda; Insecta; Orthoptera; Acrididae. The record is from RefSeq and is a predicted model, not a curated record. The transcript has 7 exons. Bases 14 to 667 code for a protein of 217 amino acids.